Messenger RNA from Neltuma alba, 1307 nucleotides. RefSeq names its product cationic peroxidase 1-like. Gene Ontology annotation, molecular function: peroxidase activity; heme binding. The record is from RefSeq and is a predicted model, not a curated record. The transcript is spliced from 3 exons. Gene Ontology annotation, biological process: hydrogen peroxide catabolic process; response to oxidative stress. The coding region runs from base 56 to 1033 and encodes 325 amino acids. NCBI's taxonomy places the organism in Eukaryota, Viridiplantae, Streptophyta, Magnoliopsida, Fabales, Fabaceae.
CAUCGAGAUAUACCUCUUAUUAGUUCGUUGAUUAGCCUCAGCCUCAAAGCCAUCAAUGGCUUCUCUGAAUCUCCGAUCUUUGUCUUUGCUUCUUAUCCUGGCUUUAGCCUCCUGCUAUAUGAUCCCCACGUAUGCUCAGCUCACUACUGAUUUCUACGACAGAAUAUGUCCUCAGGCUCUUCCAAUCAUCAGGUCUGUCCUUCAUCGUGCAAUCCACCGUGAACGACGCAUGGGCGCUUCCUUACUGCGUUUGCAUUUCCAUGACUGCUUCGUCAACGGAUGUGAUGGAUCAGUUCUGCUAGAUGAUACCCCUACCUUCACUGGGGAGAAGACAGCCUUCCCAAACAUAAACUCCAUCAGAGGCUUCGAGGUUGUUGAUGAAAUCAAGGCAGCUGUCGACAAGGUUUGCAAACGCCCUGUCGUUUCAUGUGCUGAUAUCUUAGCCGUAGCAGCUCGUGAUUCUGUCGCCAUCUUGGGAGGCCCACUGUUUCAUUACCCAGUACUAUUAGGAAGAAGGGAUGCAAGAACAGCAAGCAGAGACGCUGCAAACAUGAACCUUCCUCCUCCAUUCUUCAACUUCUCACAGCUUGUCACUAAUUUCCAGUCUCAUGGGCUAAACCUCAAGGACUUGGUCGUCCUCUCCGGCGGUCACACCAUCGGGCUAGCUCGCUGCACCACCUUCCGAGACAGGCUCUACAAUGACACCGACAUGGACCAUAGCUUUCGAGCCAGCCUGACUUGCACUUGUCCCAGAACCGGAGGGGACGACAAUCUCGCUCCUUUGGAUUUCACUCCGGCGAGAGUUGACACUAACUACUACAGUGCUCUGAUCAAGAAGAAGGGUCUUCUUCAUUCCGAUCAAGAGCUGUUUAGGGGAGAUGGUGGUGAAAGUGACAGACUGGUGAAGCGAUAUAGUAAAAACGUGUUUGCUUUUGCUAAAGAUUUUGGAGCUUCCAUGAUCAAGAUGGGUAACAUAAAGCCUCUCACAGGAUAUGAGGGUGAGAUUAGGAUUAAUUGCAGAAAAGUCAACUAAAUUAAAACUGCAAAGGUCUCAAACUUUCAAGAAUGGUUUCAGUUAAAGCAAAAUUUAAAACCAUGUCAAGACGAAGUCGGUUGAAUUAAUAAUAAUUCACUGGGCAAGGGUAAUUAUGUACGAGAUUUGUGUGUUUCCACAAGUGGAAUUUACGAGUCGUUGGUUAAAUUUUUCUUGUUCAAGUAUUGGUUAUGUUUAUUUGUCUAAGUGUAAAACCAUGCAAAUUGUUAUUGUCUCACUCUCAAUAAUAAUAAUAGUAAUGAUUUUUUUUUAA